This is a messenger RNA of Zootoca vivipara (common lizard), 5155 nucleotides long. NCBI's taxonomy places the organism in Eukaryota, Metazoa, Chordata, Lepidosauria, Squamata, Lacertidae. The record is from RefSeq and is a predicted model, not a curated record.
GUCUGUGCCUUCAUCAAGGAAAUUUUGCCUUUUAUUCAGAGGCUUGAGUUGGCUCCAGUCUGCUCUCGCCCUAGCUGCUCCACCUGCUGGUGGCAGGGAGCUACUGCACCUCAGGAAAUUAUUUUUAAUUGCAUUAUUUUUCCUUUUCCAUUUAAUUUACUUUAUUUUCUCUCAAUUGAUUCAUGUGAUUUAAUUGAUUGAUUUAAAUUGACUACAGCCUUUGGGCAACAAUAAUUUUACACUUAACUUGUUAAAUUUUAUUUUAUGUUAUUUUUAUUAAAUUGAUUAUUAAUUUCAGUUAAAAUAUUUAAUUUUAAUUUUAUUUAUUUAAUUUCCUCUGCAGAGGCCUGAGCAUUCCCCCUCCCUCCCCUUCAUAGGGAGUGGCUUUUUGGGGCCCGGCCUAGUCCGGCCCUGCCGUGGGGACUUUGCUUGGUCUUGCUGGGUCAUCAUAGCCUGGGGGCGCUACUUGUGCUUCACCUAAUUGGGGAGCAGGGUAUUGCAUUUGCAAAUUUCCUCUGUUUAGCUCACGGUUUUCCUUGUUAUUCUACCUUUUUGAUUUAUUUCCCUCAGGAUGGCAGCUCAACCAUCCACAUCUGGGAACACGAAGAGGAUCAUUAAAGGAUCAUCUCAGAAGGUGUACCUCAGGAAUCUGUGCAAGCCCCUGUGCCGACAGCGCCACAACAGGUUUCUACGGCAACCAUCACGGAACUGCCUGCGAUGUCCUCUGAACCCGCUUCCACCAGCGAUGAUGACAUCAUCCCACCCUCUGGCUUCCUGCUACCGGCUGCUUCAGCCACACCAGUGGUUGUGCCGCCUGCCCCCUCCAAAAAGGAAUAAGGGGAAGCAGCCGCGUCGACCCAGGAAGGAGAGGCCUGCUAAAGGGGGUGUUAGCGGGGUGGUGCAGGAUCCUCAGGCUGCGGCCUCUAGUAACGUCUUGGUUUCGCCUGUUUCUAUCCCUCAGUGUUCGGCGGUGGCCCUGAGGCUAGACCUGCCUUCAACUUCCUCUGCUGAGGACACCCUCCCGGUGCCGGCCAGGACCUCUCGGGGUGGAAAACACCAUCGCAAGAGGCAUUCCCGCAAAUGUGCGAAGAGACGUAGGGACAACACUUCGGUUUCUACUACCACAGAGGCAGCAGCCUAUCUGUGGGAUGGUUUCUCCUUCGGGUUUCGGAUUCCGAUAGCUUCGGUGCCCCUGGCUAGGAAUCCAAGGAAUCAGAAGUCGGUGAGACACCGCCUUUCCCCAAUUUGCACCUCUCUCCCGUGGGAAUCGUCCCCAAGAAGGCUCCUGGUGAGUUUUGCCUCAUACAUAAUUUGUCCCACCCCAGGGACACAUCUGUCAAUGACGUGAUUCCUCCGGAACUCUGCACAGUGAAAUACACUUCCUUGGAUCAAGCCAUGAAAAUGAUCCGGAAGUUUGGGCCAGGUGCCUUAAUGGCAAAGUGUGAUAUCGAAUCAGCAUUUAGACUCCUGCCGAUUCACCUGCAUGAUUUUUUGUUACUAGGCUUUCAAUUUGAUGGCUCCUUUUAUUUUGAUAAAGCCAUACCGAUGGGCUGCUCUGUAGCCUGCGCGGCUUUUGAUUGUUUCAGCACCUUUCAGAACUCAGAUGCAGCGGGCUCAUUGGGAUUCGGUUUGUUCUUGAACGGCAGAUGGUGUGCACAACGUUGGCCUCCUGCAUGGCAGGUCACGAAAAUUACACGGGAUUUAACCUUCCUUGAGUUUUUUCCCAUUGCAGUGGCAGUCCAUAUUUGGGUUGACGACUUCAAGGACCGCCGUGUAUGCUUCUGGUCCGACAACCAGGCCAUGGUGAAUGUCCUUGCAAAGCAGUCCUCUAAGUCAACUUGGGUAUCGGCUCUGCUAAGGCCUUUCAUUCUGCAGUGCCUGCGCUUCAAUAUAAUUUUUUCAGCACCUUUUGUUCCUGGCAUAUCCAACGAUAUAGCUGAUGCUUUGUCCCGCUUUCAGAUGGAGCGCUUCAGGUCCCUGGUUCCAGACGCCCAGCCACUGCCAGAGUUUUUCCCGGAUCGUCUAUGGAACCUUGGCAGCUGCUAGUCUUGCAGGGAGUAGCAGCUUCUGUUUCCCCCUCUACUCUGCGGGCUUACCAAAGAGCCUGGACUGACUUUUUAGCUUUUCACUAUUAGUCCCUCGCGGUGGGGGGAACGACCCGUCCCUCUUCUUCUCAGGUGCUCCAAUAUUUGGCGCACCUUUUUCGAUUGGGAAGGGCAGCCAGGACCAUCAAGCUCCAGUCUGCGGCUAUUUCCUUUUUCUCUAAAUUAUUUUUUCGUAGAGACCCUUGCACCAAAUUUGUGGUGCGCAAGGACAGGGAGGGUUGGGGUAGAUUGUGUCCUCCUAGAUCCCCUUCGAGGAGCCCAAUCUCCUUUGGUCUCCUUAGCAGGAUGCGGCUGAAGUUAAGAGCUUUAUGUUGGUCCAAAUUUGAGGCCCGCUUGUUUUCCGCCGCCUUUUCAGUGGCCUUUAUUUGGGCCCUGAGGAUUGGCGAAAUUGUUGUCGAGCAGGUACAGCAGGGGAUGUCUGGGGGUUUACUCUUGCAGGACGUACACUUGUCAACGGCCGAGCUGUUGCUGACUAUUCGGAGCUCCAAGACUGACCAGCCGGCAGGGGCGCCGCCAUGCGUCUGCCCACUACUGGGCAGUCGGGCCCCUGCCCGGUUAAGGAUAUGUCCAAAUACUUGGCUGAUAGGCAUGCUGAGGAUGGCCCCCUGUUUUUACAUCAGGAUGGAGCUCCGUUGACCAGGCAACAGUUCACCAGGGUAAUGAGGAAGGUGAUAGCGGCCUGAGGUUGCAUGGCCGCUGAUUACUCUCCUCAUUCAUUUCGUAUUGGGGCCGCCACCACGGCGGCCCAUUUGGGCCUCUCAGUUUAAGGGAUUAAGGAUUUGGGCAAGUGGAAAUCUACCGCUUAUAAAUCAUAUGUUAGGAAGCGUCGCUAAUCUUUUUAUUUGUUUCCGCUGUUUCUCCAGGACUUGCGGACGUGCACAUAUGGAUGGUGGGACACUCCAUAGUCCAUUGGGCAGGCCUUCGCGCUGGUUGAGACAGAAUUCGGUCUUCGGCUUGGCCUUCCUUCUUACGUCCACGUGACUUGGAUGGGCAAGAGAGGCAUGCGCUGGGGGGAACCCCCCCUUGCUCCAGCGCAAAGUUCUUACGCUUGGUUGCCCGACUGCCCUGGUGAUCCAGCUGGGUGAAAACGACAUCCCCGCUUUGGACUCUUUCUCGCUGCGCCUGGCUAUCCUGCGCGAUAUGUUGGAGAUACGGACCUUGCUCCCGGGCACCGCUAUCUUCUGGUUGCAAUUGUUGCCAAGAAUUCAGUGGCGGGGCAGCAUUUGCCCUUUGGCCGACGAAAGAGCCAGGAAGCGGGUCAAUAGCGCAGCUGCCAAGCGGGUGAUUGAGAUUGGGGGUAUGUUAAUACAGCAUCCCGGAAUUAACGUUAGAGCCCCUCACCUAUUUCGGGAUGAUGGGGUUCACCUAUCCCCAGCUGGGAAUGAUGUUUGGUUGGGGGAAGUUGCAGAGGGUGUAAAAAGAUGAUUAGGUCUCUGAGUGUUGGCGGCAAGCCUUUGCGGGAUUGAUUGGCGGUUAGGCUUUUGGUUAUUGAAUCGGUUGGAAGAGGGGUGUGACAUCCAGAUCCCUACACCCCCACCUUUUGUUGCUCCACAUAGAAGUAUUCCGUUAAAGGAAUCCUGGGGCUUACGCUCUCGUCCUUAUAUCCCCGCCUAGGCGGGGCUGGAGGGGCCAAUUAUAAGAGUACGAGCCUUGGGGAACAUUCUUGGAAAAAGAAUGUCUGGCCUCAGCUACCUCCUUUCCCAGGGGUGUUCACUUGACUUCCCUUUACCCUUGGGAAAGUCGUAGCUGGUACUGUCCAAGUGGACAGUGGUGAGUCCUGUCCCAAGUGGACAGAUGAUGUGAGUCCUGUUCCAAGGGGACAGAUGAUUGAGUCCUGUUCCAAGGGGACAGAUGAUUGAGUCCUGUCCCAAGUGGACAGAUGAGUUGAGUCCUGUCCAAAGUGGACAGAUGGAGAUGGUCCUUCUUAAGGAAGGAUGAAUGGUUAACCAAAAGCCUAAGCCAACACUCGGAUUAAAAAUUGUAUUUAAAUAAAGUUGUGGCCAAAAUUAAUGCCAAAAACCAAACCUAAAUUAUUGUGUCUGUUGUGAGUUAUUUAAGGGUGAUUUCUGGUAAGCCUCGACACACAAAACCAAUAAAUAUAUAUUAAAAAAACAAAGUGGUGCUCACCCAGUGUACCUGCUGAAGAUGAGUGGAUUCACAAUGCACUUGCUGGAGAAACAUGGUUUCACAAUUUCUUUCUAAAAUCACCAAGCUGCUCAUUUGGCUGAGUAAUGGAAGCCAAAGGAGAGAAAAAAACUGGGAAGCUAUGGAGCCCUUUUAAAAUCUAUACCAGGAGUGGGGAACAUCAGACCUGAGGGCCAAAUGCAGCCACUGCCUGCCUCUCCACAGAGUCCAGGAGAGGGUUAGAGUGCAGGUGGAGAGGAGACAUAGGCAGAUGUGAGGCGAUGGGAACUUUCGUCUUGGCAACUAAUUUCAUGGAGUAAAACCCACAGGAAAUGAGCUGUUGUGCUCAUUAGGCCUGACACUGUGAAAAUUGUGUUUUUACUAAGAAAGAGUUAACUCAAACUUUUGUGAAACCAGCAGAAACCUGAGUCCCCCUAAAAAAUGGAGGCAAAGCUUGCUGGCUCUCUUUAACUGUGAGACCGAAUUGUCUGCCUCAACAUGAGCUGUUACAUGGCUGAAAUGUGUCCCAGUAUAGGACUGUACUUGAUUCCCCCAGGAAUUUCAAAACGACACUUUAAAAAGUAUCCGAAUUUGUACACGAGUGGCAGGCCACAACAAACUUUAAAGUAAAUACCUUAGAAUUCUGUAUUUACUGAAUCUAAACCUCAUAGUGAGUUAUAAAUAUCUUUUAUUGAAAGUGCAUAACUUACAGUAUGUAUAAUAAAUUGAAAGUUAUAUGAUAAAAAUAGAUCUGUAUAUACAGAAUGGAAUUUGUAAAUGAAAUAAAGUUGAACAUAAGGAAAAGAAAUAAAGGAAUAUAAGGAAAUGAAAUGAAGUUGAUCAUAAGGAAAUAAAUUAUAAAAAAUGGAAGAGAAAAUGUGAAAUAUAAUGGAUUUAAAUAAAAUAGGCAGAAGAAGGAAGAGGGG